AUGGGUAACGUUCGGCGAACAUUCGAUAUCCUCGACGACGACGACGAAGUCGUUCGAAAUGACCUCGUCAAGCAUGGCAACGACGACGACCAGAGCGACAUGGCGCGAAUGGGCAAGAUCCAAGAGAUGCGACGAAACUUCAACUCACUCACCGUGUUUGGCUUCAGCGCCAUUAUGAUGUGCUCGUGGGAAUCUCUUCUAAGUACUGCGUCCAUCGCACUCGCCAACGGGGGAUAUGCAGGUUUGAUCUACACCUGGUUGAUCGCCUGGCUUGGCUUCGUUGCUGUGUAUGCUUCAAUGGCAGAGAUGGCCUCCAUGGCGCCUACCACAGGAGGUCAAUACCACUGGGUCAGCGAAUUCGCACCCGCGAGAUAUCAAGGCUUCCUCAGCUUCACCGUUGGCUGGUUGGGAGUCAUGGUACUCAACUACGACUCUUACGUUUUUGAACGUUGGCACGGCACGCUUUUGGUUAUCCUUGUUAUUCUUUUCUCGGCCGCAUUCAACACUCUGCUCGCGACACGCCUUCACCUCGUCGAGGGAACCAUUCUCAUUGUCCACGUGUUCGGCUUCUUUUGCAUCCUGGUGCCGCUGUGGGUUCUCUCGCCGAGAACGUCUUCGAGAGAGGUGUGGACGACAUUCCACGACCCUGGCUGGGGCAGCACUGGGCUCUCGACCUUGAUUGGUAUCGUUGCCAGCGUUUUACCGCUGCUUGGCGCCGAUGCUUCUGUGCACAUGGCGGAAGAGGUUCAAGACGCAGCUCGCACGUUGCCGAGGAGUAUGUUGUGGUCCAUAAACAUCAACGGGCUCAUGGGCUGGCUUACAGCAAUCACCUUUUGCUACUGCAUUGGUGACCUUGACACAGUUCUGAAAACACCCACGGGAUAUCCGUUUAUCCAGGUAUUCUACAACGCCACCCAGUCGCUUCCCGCAACCAAUGCCAUGGCGGCCAUCAUUAUCCUGAUGGCCACAUUCUCCUGUGUGACAAUUAUGGCCUCGGCUUCCAGACAAAUGUUCGCCUUCGCGCGCGAUGAGGGACUCCCAUUCUCCGCCUGGCUUUCACAGGUCCAUCCUAGCCUAGAUGUUCCUUUUAAUUCCGUCCUGGUGUCUGUGGCCAUCUCGCUGGACGCAAAGUCGAUGAAUUGGUCUUCGGUGAUAUUCACCGCGGUACUCGUGUGGAGUAUGUUGAGGAUAGCGGAGGACACAUAG
This is a messenger RNA of Hirsutella rhossiliensis, 1206 nucleotides long. RefSeq names its product amino acid permease domain-containing protein. Gene Ontology annotation, molecular function: transmembrane transporter activity. The transcript has 11 exons. Bases 1 to 1206 code for a protein of 401 amino acids. Gene Ontology annotation, cellular component: membrane. The record is from RefSeq and is a predicted model, not a curated record. Lineage: Eukaryota; Fungi; Ascomycota; Sordariomycetes; Hypocreales; Ophiocordycipitaceae. Gene Ontology annotation, biological process: transmembrane transport.